AUGCAGGUCUUCUUGGCUGUAAACCCUCCACCAUCCCCAUGGAUUCAUCUAAAACUCUGCAGCAAGAUGAGGGGAAGCCUCUUUCUGACUGCCUAUAGGAGACUCAUUGGCCAUCUAGUGUAUCUCUGCAUAACUAGGCCCGAUAUCACUUUUGCAGUGAAUAAACUUAGCCAGUUCUUGUCCAAGCCUUGUUCAGGACAUAUACUGGCAGCUGAAAAGGUCCUCAAAUACUUAAAACGCACCCUAGGUCAUGGCCUCUUCUACUCAGCAAAAGCAGAUCCAUCCCUAAGCAUUUUUUCUGAUGCAGACUGGGCUGCAUGUCCAGAUACAAGAAGGAGUAUAUCUGGCUUCUGCUUAUUUCUGAGUAGUUCUCUGAUUUCUUGGCGUUCAAAGAAACAACACACAAUCUCCAGAUCUUCAGCUGAAGCAGAAUAUAGAGCAAUGGCUUUGGCAUGUUGUGAAGUUGUUUGGAUAUUGGCUUUACUGAAAGAUUUUGGUGUUUCUGUGAAGCAACCCGCCCCUCUCUAUUGUGAUAAUCAAGCAGUGGUUUAUAUUAGCUUCAAUCCAGUAUUUCAUGAACGCACCAAGCACAUAGAGAUCGACUGCCACACUGUUCGAGAGAAACUACUUGAAGGAAUCAUUAAGCCUGUGCAUGUUCAUAAUAAUCUGCAACUUGAUGAUAUAUUCACCAAGCCUUUGGCAUCAACACCCUUUCAUACACUCUUGUCCAAGAUGGAUUUUACAACUGUGUAUAGUCCAUCUUGA
This is a messenger RNA of Salvia splendens (bonfire salvia), 765 nucleotides long. RefSeq names its product secreted RxLR effector protein 161-like. The transcript has a single exon. Lineage: Eukaryota; Viridiplantae; Streptophyta; Magnoliopsida; Lamiales; Lamiaceae. Bases 1 to 765 code for a protein of 254 amino acids. The record is from RefSeq and is a predicted model, not a curated record.